UGCAGGACUGUCUCUUCUUAGCUGGUGGACAGACACACAGCUGCUCGAAAAGGAGCAGAUGAAGAAGAAGAAGCAAGGGGAGACAUAUUUAUUUGGCAAUAAAUAUGAAUAAGUGUAACAUACUUGACUCUCUGGAAAAUCCUAACAAAAGAAUCAUAAUUUAGUGGUCACAAAUUAUUCAUUCAUUACAGAAAGGCUCCCUUUUGGGUGGAGGUAUUUAUAAGUCUGAACCUGAGGGGGAUUAAAGGAGCUAUGAGGUGAAAAACAAAGUAACUUUCUGUCAAGUUUCCACCAUUGCAGUCUUUAAAGUGGACAAAUGAAGUUGUCACAUCUCGCAGAAAUGGACUGAGCCUCCAUCACCUGACGUGCACUCACCUGAGAGGAUUGUAAGGAGAGGAAGCUUGCAAAGUUUAAAGAGUGCACUGAGGUGAAGACGCUGAGGGAAAGAUGGAAGAAGCAGCAAAGGACAGCUGCCAGAUGACCAGCCAGCAGGCUCUGUGUGACCCCACUGAGCAGCAGCCCAGAAAGCACCCUGGCCUCUCCACUCUCAAACUCUUUAUUGUGGCGCUUUCCUUCGCCUACUUCUCCAAAGCCCUGACAGGGACCUACAUGAAGAGCUCCAUCACUCAGAUUGAGAGACGUUUUGACCUCUCCAGCACACAAAUUGGACUCGUAGAUGGCAGCUUUGAGAUGGGCAACUUGUUGUUUCUAGCCGUGGUUAGCCAUUUUGGGGCUAAGCUCCAUCGGCCCAGACUCAUUGCUGUGGGAUGUUUCCUCAUGGCUGUUGGGGCCUUUCUCAUUGGCCUGACCCAUUUCUUCAUGGGACGCUAUAAAUAUGACACAGUGAUUCAGGUCUUCCAGAAUAACAGUGUGAAUAUUGCUGCCUGUGUGGAUCCUCUGAAAAUAGUUGAAGUGCCAGAGAGUGAGAUACAUCCCUCUGUGGAAGAAGACAAAGCAUGUGUGAAAGAGCCUGGUUCCAACAUGUGGAUCUAUGUAUUCCUGGGGAAUGCUUUGCGAGGGAUUGGAGAGACUCCAGUCACACCUCUGGGAAUCUCCUACAUUGAUGACUUUGCUAAAGCUGAAAACUCUCCCUUCUACAUAGCUUGUCUGCAGACCAUUACGCUCCUGGGUCCCAUGUUUGGAUUUCUCCUGGGUUCCUAUUGUGCCAAACUAUAUGUUGACAUUGGAUAUGUUGAUAUGGAAACUGUGAUCAUCACUCCUAAAGAUGCUCGAUGGGUGGGUGCCUGGUGGAUGGGUUUCUUUGUAUCUUCUGCCCUCCUGCUAAUUUCCAGCAUCCCCUUCUGGUUCUUGCCUCGUUCUCUGCCAAAGCAGGAGGGUGAAGAGGAAACGUCAACUCGUGCCCAUGCAGCCCUGGACGGGGCUGAGGAUGCACUCAAGAGUGACCACAGCCUCAAGCUGACUGAAAUUGCAAAAGGGUUCCUUCCAUCGCUGAAGCGUCUGUUGGGAACUCCUGCCUACUUCCUGCUUCUUUGUGGAAGCAUCCUGAAAUUCAACUCCUUCAUUGGCCUGUUCACCUUCAAAGCCAAAUACAUGGAGCAACAAUUUGGACAGUCUGCGUCAAGAGCCAACUUUCUCAUAGGGGUGCUAAACCUACCGGCAGUGGCAACUGGAAUCUUCCUGGGUGGACUUCUGAUGAGGAGGUACAAGCUGAGUGUGGUUUCAGGAGCUCAGUUCUCCUUUGCCACAUCCUUCAUGGGAUACCUCCUCUUACUGCUGCAAUUUGGCACCAAGUGCGAUAACAUACCUGUGGCUGGGCUCACAGUGUUGUACAAUGGGACAAAGAGUGUGUCGUACAAUGGAGAGAUGCUCUACUCUGAAUGUAACAGAGACUGCUCGUGUCCAGCAGAAGACUGGGACCCUGUCUGUUCAGAUAGUGGCAUCACUUACAUCUCCCCAUGUAUGGCUGGCUGCCUCAGCUCCAGUGGAUACGGCAAGAAUACAGUCUUUCACAACUGCAGCUGUGUAGCCACCUCCUUUCCAGCAGGCAGCACUAUGUCAGUGAGGCUCGGACAGUGCCCUCAUGCCAAAGGCUGCAGCCGUAGUUUCACCUCCUACAUGGCUGUAUCCGUUCUCAGCUCCUUUAUCAAUGCUCUGGGAGCCACACCAGGCUACAUGGUCAUAAUACGAUGCAUUUCACCAGAGCUCAAAUCCCUUGCACUGGGUAUUCAGACCUUGGCAACCAGGACUCUUGGAGGAAUUCCUGCACCUGUGUAUUUUGGAGCUCUGAUUGAUUCAACUUGCAUGAAAUGGUCAAUCAAGAAGUGUGGAGGAAGGGGGGCAUGUCGCAUUUAUGAUGCCGAUUUGUACAGAAUAAUUUUCUUAGGUCUGAUCACUUGUCUAAGUGGUUCCUCCUAUUUCUUCAUCAUUGCUGUUAUCAUCCUCCUCAGACGACAGUUUCGGAGGCCAGAGCAGCUAAAAGAGUUGCACCAAUUAAAAGCUUCAAAGGAAAUUGACAUUAAGACCCCCAAAACAACAUUAGAAGGAACUCGGGUUAGUGCAAUAAAUCCAAAGCUUUGUCGCUCCAAGGUUUGUGUAAGGGUUGAGAGAGACUUGAAGGAAGAUGGGGAGGCUGACAAAACAGAGCAGUUCUCCCAUGAUGAUGGACUCAUCUCCUCCAAAAUCAUUCAGGAGUCUAAAUGCCUGACAGAAAGCACUGCUGAGUUCAAGCAUCAUUCUUCUGAUGGAGCAAACACAGAGAUGGUCUGUAAGGAAACAGUGGUACAGGUAGAAGAAGAGAGGCUGGGCAAACAUGCAGUUACCAAGAACAACUUAGAAGGAGGAAGUUAGCAAAAGUUAUAUUUACUCUCAAGGUGAAGAGAGUUCUUUUCUCAGAUGGACGCUUAGCAUGCUAAGUGCUAAUAGUAUUUUCCUUUUUAUUAUUACAAGAUAGAACUGCUCUAUUAUGUUUAGUUCGGAGCAGGGCAGGAGCUAAAUGUGCUCCCAUUUCAACAGCUGUAGAAACAUGGUAGAAUACUUGAUGUAAAAAUGGAAUUAUGCUGGACGGGCCAAUGAAAAAUACAUGCAAAAUGCUGGCUAUGUAUGUGUAUG
Melanotaenia boesemani (Boeseman's rainbowfish) is the source of this 3069-nucleotide messenger RNA. Its product is annotated as solute carrier organic anion transporter family member 1C1-like. Lineage: Eukaryota; Metazoa; Chordata; Actinopteri; Atheriniformes; Melanotaeniidae. The record is from RefSeq and is a predicted model, not a curated record. Gene Ontology annotation, molecular function: protein binding. Gene Ontology annotation, biological process: transmembrane transport; sodium-independent organic anion transport. Gene Ontology annotation, cellular component: membrane. The transcript has 15 exons. The coding region runs from base 448 to 2808 and encodes 786 amino acids.